UGCUGUUCGAAAGAGACACCGUCAACGUUACUAUGCCGGAUGCACGAAAACAAAUCGCAACCUAUGAUUUUGGAUUCGACCAGAAUACGCGUCCGAAGUGGUACAGUCUCGAAUCUACCGUUUGCUGGAAAAAAAACCCAAUUAGUAUGUAUAACGAAAAAUAUUGAAUCGUUUCCAUAGGUUAGCCUCGACAAGACAGUUUCACGAUGAUGCAACAGCCGGUCGUCUCGUACUUACCUACCCAUGAAACAGUUAAAAGAAUUCCAAAACAUAUAUCGCUGGUAGUUGAUUAUUCGAUGAGUAUACGCUACCAGAGAUCAUUAUUUGCUCUUUCAUGAUACACGUUAAAAAUUGAAGGAUUAAUAGAUCUGGGAGCAGCUAUAUUGGGAAAUUAAAUGCUUCUGAAGUCGUUGAUCCUUCCAUUUUUUAAUUAAAGGAAUUACCUAUUGGAAUUAUACCGAGUGGUGCAGAAUAUAGAGUACUAUAUCAUGGAAUAUACUACGUAUUAGAUUUUGAGAAUAGCUUUUAAGAAUCGUACUCGAGUCCUCGUUUACACGUCAGUGCUUCCUUACGAGGACAUUCUCGUCUUCUUUAUUUAUCGUAAUCCUGUAAGAUCUCGCGCGUAGAAGGGGACCUCGAAUACGCGUGUUAAGACUAACGAAAAACAAGAACAAGUUCGUCCACUCGGUACAGUCGAUGGUUCUGUCGCCGCAUUCUAUUGUAUGCCAUAGUUUAUUAGCUGCAAACAAAACACAGGGCUGCCAAACCUUCACGAAUUGUGUUAAAUGAUGAGUGAGGGAAACGUAACACAAACAAUUUAUUUAUUGACCAGCUUCUUCUCGUCGAAUUCGUGCUGCUAGCUGUUACAUAACAAGAGUACGAAGAGUAUAAGUUCUUUUUCGUUGCAAACAAAAAUUUUAUCUUAAUUGUACAGGGUAUUUAGAAAGCGGUUUUAGGAUUCUUCUUUUUAAUGAAACACAAAUGAUAUGGAAUACAUCCGAGUUUUACACAAAUUUUUACACCAGUUUUUAGACACUUUAAUGUGGGAGAUGAUGUGACUGACAGGUGUAUUUUAUUAUUAAAAACAUUUUUUUUUUUUUUUUUUUUUUUUUUAAACCUUUUUAUCGUCAUUCGAUACUUAAAAUCUACCAAACACUGUUACGUGACAGCUUUCAGCUCGCCUAAGAGGCUUUCAAUGAUUCAUGAAAACAGAAAUGAGCAAUCGUUCGUUUUGUCGUUGGUCAAAGUUGACAGAAAUUCUCACGGUCAAUUAAUAAAUUUUGCUUAUAUCACUAUGGUGCGUUAGUUGUAUCGAAUUACCGCGAGGCCUCUGUAAAUUCGACGUGCCGUUUUGCAUUCUAAACGAAACACAAAGCAUCGCUGCCACGAAAAGAAAAAAAGAAAAAAAAGACGACAGUGUCGCGUCGAUUUAUUUAGCAUUGUUAGGCCAGCGUCGUGCCGUGCGUUCGCGCGACUUGAAUUUGCAUGCUUUACUAUUUUAAAACAAUAUACCCCCGUGGAUCGUUUACAGUCGGUAUAGAAUUGAAAGACAAAAAAAAAACACAGUAUCAAAAAGCGAACAAUACAAAUGUCAGUGUGAUUUGUCCAUGCAACUGAGCCAAUUCUAACCUCAAUACCCGUUUCUAUUGUUCUCCUGAUUUCUGAACACUAUUUGCAUUUUGUUCUCAUUAUUUUCUUUUUUUCUCUUGUUUAGUGUAUUCGAGGUGCUUUCGUUAGUAAGGUUAAGAUCUCAGCUCGUGAAUAAAUUAGUUUAUUAUCGAUACGUGGUGGGAAAGGACCAAUCCGCAAGACUGGAAGAUAACGAUUCCCAAAACGAGCUGGCUCUCGGGUGAAAAAAAGAUAAUUUAUCAUUUACAGCUGAUAAGACGAAGAAUAAUAUGAACGUACUCCGUCAAAAUGAUUCUAUCCUUAUUACCGUGGAUGUCAUGAACGCACAAAGCUUUCAAUUAAUUAGAAUACGCAUUACAAAUCUGAUGUAUCAAUCGAAAGUCUCUUACCAUUUUAUCUGUAUUAUUAGUCGGGCUUUAUAUGGAGAGAAUCAUUCGAACAGAGUUGUAGCUUUCGAAGCAUUCUUCUCAGCUAUCAAUGAUACUUGAUUUUCUUUCUUUUUUUUUUUCUUGUUUACUCUCCCCCGCUCUUUUGCUUCUCGACACUGCGUGAAACGAAAAGGAAAAGAAAGACACGAUCGUUCUUCUCGUGAAAAUUAUAACAUACCGACGAGGAAUAUUAGAACGAAAUGUUCGGACGUUCCGUAGGCGAGAUGAUUGAUAACGCCACACGUAUGUACAUGUACGUACUACGCAUAUACAGGAUUUUUCCUUGUUUUUUCUUAUAAUAUAAUAUAUAUCUACACAGCAGCACAUAACGAAGCAUUACGGGUUUUUUAUGCUUAAUCGGAGAGGACGCAAAAAAUUCUCUAUUUUAUUAUUUUUCAAAAGAUGUUACAUUUUAUAUCACUCAGCGUCAUCAAUGCGUUGCUUUUUAAAAAAAAAAAAGGAAUCAAAUUGUAAGUUGCUCGUUAGCGAUUUAUCGUAAUUAAUUUAGCAGUAAGUCUUAGUACGCGCAAUCAGUUGUCAUUCCUCCAUUUUGUUUUGUUUUUUUAUCGCUCUAACUAGUUCAAUUAAUUUUCGAAUGAAAUACUAUACUUUCUUUUCCACGCGAGGUUAUAAUUUCUUCGAAGAGGAGCGGAUUCGUACACGCGAGAGAAAUUCGUAUCGCGCCUCAGGCUGUUUAGUCAAUUAUUUUUUAAAGGUUAGCAAAUACGUCGAAGAUCGUUAGGUUCUCGAUACAAAGCUCUUCUUAAUUUUAACGAAUAUUCUAUCCCUCUUAUGUUCUUUUAUUUGAAGCGCAGUUCUGAGCGGCUUGGCCCCUUCUUUCGCCAAACACAUCCCCAAAGUCCCUCCUCUCAUUAUUGUUAAUAAUAUGUAUUCAGUAUUCGCGUUAUUUUAGAUUAUUAUUAUUAUUGUCAGGUAUAUUCUGGUUUAUUAUAUCAUUAUUACCACGAACAAUGUAAUCUAUUAUUCUACAAUACAUGGUUUUUCCAAAGCUCGUCAGACGUUCUUCAUUUUUCAAUAAUUACGUUAACUAAUGACGAUCUUGACCACCAUGACAUCGUCCCAUGCCGUUUAAUAUCAUUCACGCUAAAAACACAUACGUAGAGUGAACCCUACAAUCGAUGUCGCAAAUUUGGUAGCUGCAUACUUUCACCAGUGGACGAGUAAAGCAAGAUCACAAGCAAGAAACUUUCCCUUUCUGUUUGGACGAAACGCAGCGAGCGUUUCUGUUCGUUGCUCGUGGGAUAUGAUUAAAGUUGGCAUUAAUACAAUAACAGAUUUCGCGAGAAACGAAAACAGCGUAACUCGUGUCCAGAAGAUAAAAGCAGAUGAAACUUGUAUUCUGUCGAUAUCGUGGUAGUUACCAACUAGCUCAGGCGUCUGAUAGAGAUAAAAGUGUCGUCCUGUGGAGGUGUCGAAGACGUUAUAAGAAAGACAGAGCAGUAACAAUCGUGUUGAGGAAGAUAAAAGAAAUUAUGGUUGUGUGUCAUGAUUCUUAUCGUCCUCCAUCGCCUUCAUCCCUCUUGCUGUGUGAGUACAUCAAAGAGCGAGAGAAAGAGAGAGGUUACUAUUCAUAGACUAUUCAUAAACCUCUGUCCUUUAUUGUGUUCUUCAUCCGCCCGUAAGAGCGCGCAAUGUACCUGUGUUCCGCAUUCAUGCUUCCAUCGUCGUGUGCCCUCAAUCAGUACAAAUUAAAUUUUGUGUGUGAACCGUUAAUAUUUACCAUGGGAAAAAUUGUGUCCAUGUGCGCGAGGAGAAAGCAGUUUCUCCCAGUGACAAGUACAUCGUGUCGCGUUAUUUUCUUGUGGAUUGUGAUCGAUAACUGGAUUAAGGAUAUCCGUCGAAAACAGUUACCCAAAGGGUGCCUGCACGUUCCUAUGGUAUGUUUAAUCUUCCCUUAACCUUAAAAUGACUGUCAACCUCGACCUCUGUACCUCCAAGACUCGAUUUCUUUUUUCUUUUUUUUUUUCUAAUUCUCAGCCCAUGUACGGACUCUAUUCCACGAACGUGAGAUUCUCGAUUGUCAAGGACUAACAGGUGGUCUGCGUGGACCGUUUCACGCGGAAAUUAAGAACAUUACACAGAUGUCGUUGAGCAGAGGCUGCAGACGCUGCUCAAGGAAGGAGCAAACAGUUUCAUGAACCCAGAAUGGCUGCAACCGGAAUUACCGCCUUUCUUCGACGCGAAGAAGUUUUCCCUCGGCCAGAGGAUGUUCAACAAUAACGUUUUCACCAUGAUGGUCGCCAAGCUUUGCGGGCUGUUAUGCUUGUUCGCUAUACCGUCGAUCAGAGCUGUUUUGCUCUUCACCAAGCAGAGCUGCACGUCCUGCGCUGCGUUUCGCAGAUACGUGUCCACGAUUCUGCACACUUGGGUCUGGUACGAGAAGAAACCAGUUGCAGAGAAAAAGUUCCUGGACUCCCUGAGGAUCGUGCGGAAAAAGCACUGCGUGGCGUUUCGCAGAAGCUCGGACGCAGGCCUCGACAGAGUCUCGCAGCUGGAUAUGGCGUUGACUCAGUUCGGUUUCGUAGGGUUCACCCUUCUGGGCGGCGACUAUCUCGGGGUGAAUAACAGCUUCGACGAACUCGAGGGACUGAUUCACUUCUGGCGCGUGGUUGGCAGCAUGCUGGGAAUGGAAGACAAGUACAACAUCUGCUCAGGAAGCGUCGAAGAGACCCGCGCACUCUGCAGACGACUCCUGGACGAAGUCUUCCUCCCGUCGCUCGCCAGGGAUAUCAAGGAGUUCGAUGAGAUGAGUCACGCUCUGAUAAAAGCUCUCUGGCCCAUGAAUCCUUACAUGGAUUCCACUGCCUUCGUCGCGUUCACCCUGACACUGGCGUCCUCCACCGCCACGAAUAACAAUCACUCGUUGAAAAUAGAUACGUCGAACAUGUCGUGGUACAGUAAAUUUAUCUUUAAUCUUCAAAUGAUGACCCACAAGUACCUGCUGGCUAGAGCGAAUUGGUGGUCGUGGAUCUUCAGAGCGUACUUCAACGGGCAAAUGCGAUUGGCCAUGUAUCUGACCGAGAACUUGCCGUUCCUGGCGUUCUGGAACUUCGGUAUUAAGAAUUCUUACGUUAAUAUUUAUAAUUACCGCGUCAUGUGAGCUAGAGUUAAGGUAGAACCGCCGGCGGUAGACGGGUUAAACCUUUCUACUGGAUGGCGUCAGGAGACAACGAACAUACGUUAAAGUAGUAAAAGAAGAAGUAGACUAUAGAGACGAAGCUCAAUGUAGAUGAUAAGCGUAGGAUAAAAAGAAUCUUUUAUACGGAAUUGUAUAGUUAGAUUUAAGCCUUUAAGUACCUGCGGAUAGAAUAAAUCCAGCGACAAGUAGAAACUACCUUUUAAGCCUUAAUCGUACUACAUGUUUUGUAAUACAACACCGCGCGUAAAUACAAAUACAGCACAUUAUCCGAUCCUAAUACUCGGCGCUGAUCGUGCUUACCGUACCCCUGCACGACUGUGUUAGUUACAUAUUUUACGCAUCUACCUUCGCAGCAUUAAAUUAUCAACUAGAGUGUUCACGAAUCGAUCGGCCAUGGUUAUAAUUUACCCACGAGCGAAAUUGGUCCCGAAACGAAGACAACGUCGCAUCGGCCGUUCUCGUUAGCUUUCACGGAAAUCCUUCAAAGUACGCGAUACUUCUCCGCGAUUUCAUAAUUUUAGAGGAGACUGCCUUAUCUCUCGCGCCAUGGCGUCUGGUGAGUGUUCCGUCAGCAGACGGUAAAAAAAUGCCUCGACGAAGAUCAUAAUACCGUCCUUGAACUCUCCUCGCCGAUAUUGAUCGAACGGGAUACGUUCGGCAUCCGUUUUUCGUUCGCUGUUAGGCUAAUUCAGGCGAGGCAGACGCGAACGUCUAAUUAAAAGGUCGACGUUAAUCGAAUCAAAGGUCGACUCAUCUGAAACGAAUCGACCUAGCGUAGGAGAGCUUCCAGGACAGAGUCAAUUAAUCUUAGAUACGUUCUGGACAUCGUCACGUGCCCGAUAAACACCGCGGCGACGGAACGAAUGGGUUUCGCGACAGUGGCGCGACUUACUUUCGCGGGCCCCGGGUCGAAACGGAGUUUACGUUUAUCUUUGUAUCUUGCCUCUGGCGUAAAGCCUCUCGCUACGAUGAGGAAUCGCAGGUGGCUCGUUGAAUGUUUUUUCAACGAGUAAAUAACGCGUAAAAAGGCUGAACGACUUGCUUACUUCAAUUACGGUCGCGAAUUAACUAAUUGCGCUUCAGCCUCGGGAAAACAUGUUUCUCCGACUGGGGCUUCCGGUCGAAAUUAUUCUCAAUGAACGUGCAUGACAUCGGAACGACGCUACACCGUCCGUGACGGUCACACCGUUCUUCAUCCUUUGCUAAAUCAAUAAGCAAACAUUGUAACGUUUUUACGUUUACGUUUCACGUUUUACGACAAAAAUGAAUGUCGAUCGUAUCCUUAUAAGUCGCUGCAUCGAGAUCAGGAUAAUUA
Hylaeus volcanicus is the source of this 6532-nucleotide messenger RNA. RefSeq lists its product as uncharacterized. The record is from RefSeq and is a predicted model, not a curated record. Bases 4213 to 5178 code for a protein of 321 amino acids. The transcript is spliced from 6 exons. Gene Ontology annotation, molecular function: oxidoreductase activity. NCBI's taxonomy places the organism in Eukaryota, Metazoa, Arthropoda, Insecta, Hymenoptera, Colletidae.